AGAUGGAGAUUCAGGUGUUUAGUACCGAGAUUUGCACCAAGUGGUACACAUUUGACCAGCGUCUGGUAGAGCCCUUCGGCCAGGAACAGAUUGACCGUGAGAUAAUGUUCUGUGCCGGACUGCCUCAGAAAGGAAGAGUACCUUGUACCUACGACUACGGCGGCCCACUGCAGGUACAGGAGGACACUCCCUACUGUAUGUGGCAGGUUUACGGAGUGAUGGCGUGGUCUCAGUCUUUCUUCUGCAAGGGAAGUAAACCUCCCAUUUUCACGCGCGUGCCUUACUACUUGGACUGGAUAGAGGAGGUGAUAUGGUACGACUUCAACAUGAUGAUAGAGGCGUCAUGUUGCUCUGACCAAUGCACGGACCCACUGGGUGUGCCUCGAGGGCACGAGGGCCGCUGUGAGGGGUGAGGGUUGAUAAACAGGACAUUCUUCCAAAUUUUUCAUACGCAGUUAUAAUUUGCGUUUAAUUUUAAUCCAUGCAUAUUUUGGCA
This is a messenger RNA of Macrosteles quadrilineatus (aster leafhopper), 496 nucleotides long. Its product is annotated as serine protease 48-like. The record is from RefSeq and is a predicted model, not a curated record. Gene Ontology annotation, molecular function: serine-type endopeptidase activity. The coding region runs from base 3 to 413 and encodes 136 amino acids. NCBI's taxonomy places the organism in Eukaryota, Metazoa, Arthropoda, Insecta, Hemiptera, Cicadellidae. Gene Ontology annotation, biological process: proteolysis. The transcript is spliced from 2 exons.